AUGUACGUGAAAUCAUCCGUGCGGGGUCCGCAACUCGCCGGGGCCCCACGGCCGACCGUGGGACCCGCCGCCCGCCAUUCGCGUUUAUGGCUAUGGGCGCAUUUACUGAUAGCAGUUUACAAUGUGUGGGAGCGAUUCCGUCGGCCGCCAGGUGCGGGGCGAGCGGGGGUGUGGGGUCCCGCGGGGAGGGGGGGCGCGCUUCCCAGCUGCGCGGGCGACGACACACAAUGCCCGCGCGAUCGGUGUGACCCUUUCCGCAAUCGGCUUAUCGAUAUCGACGUCGACGCUGCGCGGGCGCAUCACUGGAGCCGGCGCGGACUGCGAGGCGGCGAUGCGAUCCCGCGGGCGUGCGUGACCGCAUCCUGGGCGCGCCGCGGACCGCUGCGCGCGCGCGGACAUCCCGUCGCGGUGGGCGACGACCACAGAGCCAGCAAACGACAGACCGGCCCACAAAACCCAGAAAAAGCCGGUACAGAUGUCCACGGGCGGCGGUUAUCACUUAACAUCAGGGAGACGUACCACGAAAAUCCGUGCCGGCGAUUAAUCCGCAACGGCACCGAGGGAAAAAGGGAACCGAGAAAGGAAAAGAUAAAAGAGAGAAAAAAAAGUAAAAGUAAAAGGGAAAAAGAGUCGACGGAGAGAAACAAGCGAGCGCGGCUCAAUAAACCUGCACUCGGCGGAGGAAUACUUGAAGCCGCGCGUCGCAUCGCGUCUCGCGGGAGUCGCGGGCAUUUUUUACGCCGGGUCAACUCUGCCUCCUCCCCCCCGUUCCCCGCGCCCCCCUCGAGUCGCUUGGGGGCCGCGACCCACCCGGGGAGGGCCGGGAGGGUUAAU
Messenger RNA from Iphiclides podalirius (scarce swallowtail), 834 nucleotides. The record is from the annotation of a GenBank genome assembly. Lineage: Eukaryota; Metazoa; Arthropoda; Insecta; Lepidoptera; Papilionidae.